CCGAGCACGGCCAGCCAUGGGCUUCUGGCAGCGCGACUGCUGCGACUGCGGCUCCUGCAGCUGGACAACCGUCGCCAUCUGGGCCGCCGUCGCCGCUGUCAUCGCGGCCGUCCUCACCGUCCUCAUCAUCGCCUUCGCCGUCUUCAAGCCGCCCACCGCCACCGCGGACGACGCCCUGCUCACGCGCUUCUCCCUCUCCGCCUCACCCAACUCCACGCAGCUCCUCUCCUCCUACAACGUCACGGUCACCAUGUCCCUGCGCAACCCCAACAUGUACCGCAGCAUCUCCUACGGCGCCAUGGCCGCCGCCUUCUCCUUCAACGGCACCCGCUUCGAGGACGACGCCACCGUGCUGCCGUUCGACCAGGGCGCCAAGAAGGCGACCACGGUGCGGGUCACCGUCGGCGGCGUCGCCAAGGCCCUGCCCAAGCUGUCCGCGGCCGGCCCGACGGAGUUCGCCAGAGAGAAGGAGGCCGGGCAGUUCCAGGUGGAGGCGCGGCUGGACGGCGUGAUGCAGUACAAGGGCCGCAGCAACAAGUGCCCCGUCGCCGUCAUCUGCCCGCUCCUGCUGCAGCUCGUCGACCCGGACGUCGCCGCCACCGCAUUCGAGCGGACCAAGUGCACCAUCCUCAGGGCCAAGACCUCCGGAUGCUAGCCUAGCUGGUCCUAGCCGUCGCCAUUGAUUGCUUUCAUUUGAUCUCCUGCUGUAAAUAUUAACAGAUUUUUUACUAUUAGCGCAGUAUUUAUUCUAGUUUCAGAUCAGAUUUAGCUGUUGAUGGAACAGGGGUUGCUGCUAUAAUGCUAUAUAUGCUUGGGUUAUUGAGAA
This is a messenger RNA of Lolium rigidum, 826 nucleotides long. RefSeq lists its product as uncharacterized. NCBI's taxonomy places the organism in Eukaryota, Viridiplantae, Streptophyta, Magnoliopsida, Poales, Poaceae. The transcript has a single exon. The record is from RefSeq and is a predicted model, not a curated record. The coding region runs from base 17 to 655 and encodes 212 amino acids. Gene Ontology annotation, biological process: defense response to other organism.